Messenger RNA from Pocillopora damicornis (cauliflower coral), 1082 nucleotides. RefSeq lists its product as uncharacterized. Gene Ontology annotation, biological process: ribosomal small subunit biogenesis. The record is from RefSeq and is a predicted model, not a curated record. NCBI's taxonomy places the organism in Eukaryota, Metazoa, Cnidaria, Anthozoa, Scleractinia, Pocilloporidae. Gene Ontology annotation, cellular component: nucleolus. Gene Ontology annotation, molecular function: rRNA binding.
AUCCAUUAUGGCGGAGAUGUACACUACUUUCUUGCGUUGUAUCUGUUCUUUUCUACACAAAUCUAUGACUGUGUAGGAUUGUUAUUCGCAUUAUUAUUUUUUGAGAAUAAAUCACAUGGAGGAGCCAAAGCCACUAACAUCGAGGAAAAGAAAACGACAUGAUUGGUGGGCCAAACAUAGACCAAAGGAAGGAAAAGUUCUGAAGAAAUCUGACAAAACAGAUAAGCCAGUUAAGACCUCAGAGAAAAAGAAACAAACCUCUGAAGCAACUGGAGAAGAAAAUGAACAAGCUAUUGACAAACUUGAUAAUAAAGACAAGAACAAAAGAUACAUACUGAAACAGCAAAACAUUUUCAUCACAGCAGACGAAAGUGUGCAAGUAUUAGUGAUAAUAAACAGCUAUUCUGUCUGUUUGUCAAUAGAUAACAUUAAAGAAUUUCGACUCAUGACCAAGAAGAGUGGAGAGUCAAAGGGUUGUGGAUUUAUUGAAUUUGGUGACAAGGCUAGUUAUUGGAAAGCACUGAAUUUACAUCACAGUGUUCUAGCUGGAAGAAAGAUAAAUGUAGAGGUAACAUGUGGAGGCGGAGGUAAAGGAGAAAACAGAGUGAAAAAACUGCAACAAUGUAAAUUAAAGUUUCAGCAAGGAAGGAAAAGAAGGUCAACAACUUCUACAAAAGUCAAAUCAAAACAGAAGGAUGAUACAAGCUGUAAUACAUAGACUUGAAUUAUAUUUAUUUCAUAAUAAAAAGAAACUUCUUGUUAAAUUAUGUCUAAUAUUGUUUAGUUUUAUCUUUUUUCUCUGAAAAUGAAUUCAAAAAAGGAAUUAAAUUUACUAGUUUUAUUUUUUAAUUUUUUUUUGCAACAAACCGAAACAACAUAUUAAUUUGCAUGAAUCAUAUAGCCAAUAUAGUGAAAAUAAAAUAAAAAAAUUAAUCUUUGUACUGAUCUGUAAAAAUAUCAUUCGUCCCUGUAGAGCCCAAGAAUUCUUGUUGCAAUUUUAUUUAUAAGUCUUUAAGGGUUAUGUUGAGUUGUUUGUGGCUGUGAGAUUGUGAGAAGAGGGCUUAUUAAAAUCCAUACUUUUA